AUGGAGGAAAUCUCAGAGGUCCAGCAAACAAGUGAUGCUGAAGCUGUAGCAGCAGAAGAUGGAGUUGGUUCAGAUAAGACUGCUACCGCUGAGAACCCGGAGCAGGUGCAGAUACUGGCUGAUGCUGUGGAGAUUGAGCAGAAUGGUGAAGAAGAGAAGGAUGAUGAAGAGAAGAAACAGAAAGCUGCAGAGUUGGGGAAAUACUGGUCAGCUGUGGAGGAGAAUCCAAUGGACUUCACUGGCUGGACUUACCUGCUUCAGUAUGUGGAACAAGAGAAUGAUCCAGAACACUGCCGAAAGGCGUAUGAAGCAUUUUUUUCCCAUUACCCUUACUGCUACGGCUACUGGAAAAAGUACAGUGACAUGGAAAAGAAGCAUGGCAACAAGGAACUGGCUAAAGAGGUAUUUGAGAAGGGACUUCGAGCAAUCCCACUGAGUGUUGAACUGUGGCUUCAUUAUAUUAGUUUUUACAUCACAGAAUAUGGAUCUGAACCAAACGCAAAGGAUAAAAUCAGAAAGCUAUAUGAGAGGGCUCUGGCAGCGGCGGGAUUAGAGUUCAGAUCUGACAAACUGUGGGACUCUUUCAUUUCAUGGGAAAGUACGGGUGGCAACCUGAAGAGCAUGACAGCCAUUUAUGAGAGGCUGAUUCAGACACCAACUCAGCUGUACAGUCACCACUGGGAUAACUACCAGAAACACAUUAAUAAUCAUCAUCCAAAGGAAAUUCUUGAUGUGGACACGUUCCUCAAAAUCCGAUCCGAAACUUUGGGGAAAUCCUUGAAUUACCAGUUUGAGGAGGAUCUGGAGGGGGGACUGGAUGAAACCUUGUCAGAGUCUACUGACUUAGAUGCUCCACCUGGUAUUAGGGAAGUUUUAUUCAAAGCAAACGAGGCGGAAAUAAGCAAAAGGUGGACAUUUGAAGAAAGUAUUCGCCGACCAUACUUCCAUGUGAAGCCUCUGGAGCGAGGGCAGCUGAAAAACUGGAGAGACUAUCUGGAUUUUGAGAUCUCUCAGGGCAACCACAAUAGAGUAGUGGUGUUGUUUGAGCGAUGCAUGAUUGCCUGUGCGUUGUAUGAAGACUUCUGGAUGAAAUAUGCCAAGUACCUAGAGCAGCACAGCAUUGAUGGCGUUAGAAGUGUGUACCAAAGAGCUUGUGAUAUCCAUCUACUAAAGAAACCUUACAUUCACCUGGCAUGGGCAGCCUUUGAAGAAAGACAAGGUAAUUAUCCACUUGCUCGAAGAAUUUUAACAAAUUUAGAAACGAAUGUGCCUGGCCUGGCUAUGGUGUGUGUGAGAAGGAUUAGCCUGGAGCGGCGGAGCAAAAACCACCAGGCUGCGGAAGAGCUGUUUAAAAUGUACAUCGACAAGGCUGUGAGCCACAAAACAAAAACAUUCUUCUCAAUCAAGUGUGCCAGGUACUUGCAAAAGGUUAUGGGAGAGACGGAGAAGGCUAGAAAAGUAUUACUAGAUAUUUUAGACAAAGAUAAUUCGAACGAGAAAGUCUUCUUACAACUGCUAGACCUGGAGUACCAGUGCCAGCCCAUCGACGAGAGCCGAAUCAUGGAUGUAUUCAAUAGAUUGUUGAAAAGUGAUGUGUCUUUAGAGUUCAAGGUCAAAGUCUCUCAGCGGCGGAUGGAGUUUCUGGAAGAUUUCGGCACCUGCAUACAGAAGAUUACGGAAGCAUAUGAUGAUCAUCAAAAGCUUCUCAAAGAAGCCGGCACCAAGAAAAAGCGCCCAGAUAAAGAAUAUUUACCUGAAGAACCAGCAGAUAAAAAAUCCAAGCAUGAAGCAGUAGCCAGUUUCCCCCCAGUGCCAGAACACACUCUACCACUUUUACCACCGCCACCAGUCGGAGUGCCACCACCUCCACCAGUAGGAGCA
Molecule: messenger RNA, 1881 nt
Organism: Candidula unifasciata
Lineage: Eukaryota; Metazoa; Mollusca; Gastropoda; Stylommatophora; Geomitridae
Source: the annotation of a GenBank genome assembly